Trypanosoma theileri is the source of this 816-nucleotide messenger RNA. RefSeq lists its product as uncharacterized. Lineage: Eukaryota; Euglenozoa; Kinetoplastea; Trypanosomatida; Trypanosomatidae. The record is from RefSeq and is a predicted model, not a curated record. The transcript has a single exon. The coding region runs from base 1 to 816 and encodes 271 amino acids.
AUGGGUCAAAUAUGGUUAGACUGGGUUCCUUUUAUGAGUGUUGAAGUAAUUAUUGAUUAUGCUUGUGAAGGUUUGUUUUGCGCCGUCUCCCGUGCAGUAAGUCUAGAGCGCAGUGGAGGCCAGACUUUCGGUGUUAGAGAAGAACACAAUGUGGUUUCAAGUAGUGUGAUUGUGAAAAAAAACGAGAAACCGUAUUUGGUUUUGUAUUUUAUUAAUUGCAGUGAUUUUCUAUUACUACUACGCCAGGAUUGUGCCCGUGACUAUUUUAAUGCCAUGUAUCAAGCCAUGGGUUGUCCCCUAUAUGUAGUCAUGCUUGAUCAUCCAACUGGACCCAGACAGUCGCGUUUUUGGGAAGGUGUGGCGCAACUCUGUGCUGAGAGUUCCCUUUCUUCUUUUUUAGUUGGAUUUGACUUUGCUCCUUUUCUCGAACGAGCAGCUGAUAUUGUUGUGUCUCACGGAUUCAAGGCUUGCAGACAACAAACAGAGUGUGACCCACUUGCUCGCACAGAUGGAAGGCGCAAAUGUGACCCCACCGAUUUUCACGCUCUUUACCUUGAUAUGCUUGUAGAGAUAUCACAUGUUUCUGAUCGUAGAGCUGCUGUUAUAGCGGGGGUAUUUCCCUCAAUGUGUCAUUUGUUGAAAUUUAUUGAUUCUGGAACUUGUAAUAGAUUGAGUGUCGAAGAAUAUGGUGAGGAUAGAGCUUCCAGUGCAUUUGAUCCGUAUAUUAUCGAGGUGCUUUCAACAGAUUAUAAUACAAGAGAGGCACAGGAUAAUCUGAGGCUUUUAAAUGAAAAAAGUAAAAACCUCUUCACCUAG